Molecule: messenger RNA, 2928 nt
Organism: Paramormyrops kingsleyae
Lineage: Eukaryota; Metazoa; Chordata; Actinopteri; Osteoglossiformes; Mormyridae
Gene: net1
Product: neuroepithelial cell transforming 1
Biological process (GO): positive regulation of Rho protein signal transduction; intracellular signal transduction
Molecular function (GO): guanyl-nucleotide exchange factor activity
Source: RefSeq, a predicted model, not a curated record
GUCUUCGUCCUCCCCCCCACCCCCCUUCCCCAGAUCAAAAUUAAUUUCAUAAAUCGCCGGUUUAUACACCUUUAUCCGCCGCCAACAGACUUCCACGCAGCCAACAUGGAUGACGCAAAAGAGCCCCGGGUCUCCACGGAGGGAGCGCAGGAAGGGUCGUUCGCCGUCCCCGAAACCCCAGCGGGGAGCAGGACUAGCAAGGCGUCGAAACGGCCUACACUGCGCAGAGGCAGCUCCUUCACGUUUCUCACCCCUGGACCUCAGUGGGAUUUCUCCCUGAAGAGGAAGCGCCGGGAGAAGGAGGAGGAUGCCGUCAGCCUGUGCAGUUUUGAUUUCAAAGAACCGUGUAAUAAGCGUGUGCGACCGCUGGGCAGGGUGACGUCACUCGCCAACCUGAUCUCCCCCGUCAGAAAUGGGGCCGUCCGGCGUUUCGGACAGACCAUCCAGUCCAUCUCCUUCCGAGGUGACGGCAAGUCCCCGGGCAUGGCCCAGAAGCCCUGCAGCAAGGCAGCGGCACCCACUCCCCCCAAGAGGAGGAACAGCACGCUGUGGUCCGAGACCCUGAACGUGCACCAAAAAGGCACCUUUUCUGCCAAGGAGAUAAAGAGGCAGGAGGCCAUACAUGAGCUGUCUCGGGGGGAGCAGGACCUGAUUGACGACCUGAAGCUUGCACGGAAGGCGUAUCACGACCCAAUGCUCAAGCUGUCAAUCAUGUCAGAGGAGGAGCUGAGCCACAUAUUUGGUGACCUGGACGCAUACAUCCCCCUCCAUGAGGACCUGCUGACUCAGUUGGCAAAGGCCACCCGCCCUGACGGCACCGUGGAGCAGAUCGGACACAUUGUGGUCAACUGGCUGCCCCGCCUCAACGCCUACCGCGACUACUGCAGCCGGCAGCUGGCCGCCAAGGCACUGCUGGACCAGAAGAAACAGGACCCACGUGUGCAGGACUUCCUGCAGCGCUGCCUGGAGUCGCCCUUCAGCCGCAAGCUGGACCUAUGGAGUUUCCUGGACGUGCCGCGCUCCCGCCUGGUCAAGUACCCUCUGCUGCUGAAGGAGAUCCUGCGGCACACGGCCCCCGAGCACCCCGAUGCAGCCGCCCUGGAGCGUGCGAUCUCCAUCAUCCAGACGGUGCUGUCCGACAUCGACGUGAAGAAGGGCGAGAGCGAGAGCCAGUACUACAUAGACAAGUUGGAGUUCCUGGACGAGCGGCAGCGGGACCCGCGGCUGGCACAGUGCCGCACCCUGCUGUGCCACGGCGAGCUGCGGGGCAAGGGCGGCACGAAGCUGCACGUUUUCCUGUUCACGGAGCUACUGGUUCUGACCCGGCCCGUGAUGCGGGGAGAACGCCAGUGUUUCCAGGUGUACCGGCAGCCCAUCCCGGUCCAGAACCUGGUUCUGGAAGACCUGCAGGACGGGGACGUGCGCAUGGGGGGCUCCUUCAGGGGGGCCUUUGGCAAUGCGGAGAGAGCAAAGAACAUCUUCCGCGUGCGCUUUCGGGACCCCUCGCAGGGCCAGUCCCACACCCUCCAAGUCAACGACGUCUUCCACAAGCAGCAGUGGCUAAACUGCCUCCGUAGCGCCAUGGCCGUCCAGCAGGGGGACCCGGAGACGCAGGACCCCGCCCAGGUAACCGAGUCCAAGUGUUGCCCUUCGGAUGGCCCCGCCCACACUCCCAUGGAUGAGAUCGAUGAGAACUGUCCGGAGGCUGCCGACUCCGCCCCUGACUCCGCCCCCAGCUCCCCCCAGGCAGUGGAGCCCCAGAACACACAGACUGCCAAGGCGACUGGGAAAAGUGUCCCAAAAACCAAAAAGGAGAAGAAGUCUCAGAGCUCUCUGGGAAAGAGGAAGGAGACCAUGGUGUAGCAUUCUGGAUGAAACCCCAGUAGAAGGCGCGGGGUCUUCAUGAACUCUGCUCCGCGUGUCAGACUGCUCGGACACCAUGGCCAAAAAUGGCAGCUAUAUCCAGUCAGUGAUCCACACCGGGCGCUGGACUAAGGAGGGAGGUGUCCCAGAUGGGGGCCGCCCGGGGGCAGGGGGACAGAUACACGGGCCGUCUGCCACCCCUGUCUCGUAUAAAAGCAUUAUUAUUUUAAGGCAAUUGUUUUGUAAGUAAAAGUUUGAGAUUUUUAUAUUUUCCAAAAAAAAGAAGAAACAUUACUGUAGCUCUUUGUUUCAUCUAACAGCACUGGUUUAGUAUUUAUAGGUAUUUUUACAGUCAUAUUGGAAAUUGUUAAAUCAAAUACUGAUGGAAGUUUCCAAAUUGUUGGAAAAAAGAUGCUUUGUAGAGUCUGAUUUGAAGCUGAGAUUGCUGGAUGUCAAGUCUUACUUUGUACAUUCCCCGUUCACAUAUUUCUGUGGGCUUCAGCAAGGCCUUUCCCAUAAUGCAUGGCAGUUCAUUUAAAAAAAUGUAAGCAGAAGUAGGUUUUAAGGUAUUUUAGUCUCUUUUUACUCGUGUAAAAUGUGAACCUGAACCAUGUUGGUUUCUUGUUGCCAUCUUGUUUCCAGUGUCAUGGGUCAUUUUUCAGCGUGGGGGUCCUUCGUAGGGCCAUAAGGAAGCAGGAGCUGGAAGCAGAAUGUUGUCUGGAGGGUUUGAGGAAUGUGGAGAAAAGCAAGUCUAUGGGUUUGGGUAGGAACAGCACAAGCUGGGUCUCAACCUAGGCUCUGGGGAAGUCCUAGAGAAUAUCUAGCCGGCUCCAGAGUCUUGGUCAGACGUGUAGGAGAGAAGUGCUGAACUUUAGGUGGUUUGUAGCAUGUAGGGGUAGAGUAGAGUAUAGCGCAGAAUGAACCGGAACGUUCAAAUGGAAGAUGUGGCUGGGUUAGUUUGUAUAGAAUUAUGGGGAAGUCCAGGCUUUGAAGACGCAGUUCAUAUAUCCUGUGUAUGUGGUGUAAAGUGCUUAAAGAAUAAAGGUGUGUAAGAUUUGCAUCUGA